AUGUGUAGAUACCUAUACUCCUACCAGUAGCAUUGGAAGGUUGAGAGGUGAAUUUUACUGCAAUUUUCUACUUCAUAUUAGGAUUAUCGCACAAUAUGAUGUCUUUCAAUUGACAUUAUCACUAGGAUAAAUAUUGUCUUCCAUUACGUAGUCCACCAUGUCGUCAGAAGAUAUGGAUGGGUACACUACUCCUGAUGAGGGAGAUGAGUUCAAUGAAUCGGCGGUUGGCGAAAGUAGGAUACCUAUGAUGGAAACUCCUAUGGCUCAUCCUUUCGAUACUGAAGUAUUGGAGAUAUCAUCGGACUCUUCAUCUGGAGCAGUUUCUUUACAGUCGUCAAGUAAUGAGGUCAUUACUACUGACGCAAUGCACUCAAUAUCUUCUAGGGCUAUGUCUGUGACGCGUAGUGCGGCUAGUUCUGUUGUUGGUAAUGACACUCCAAUGAGUCCUCCAUCUGCUAGGUUAUCUAAUGUAUCAAGGUCUGGUCGUUUCUCAGCGGGAUUACACUCUGCUAGUUCAUUAUCGGAGCCAGUAUCUAGGCACAGUGUGACCCCUGAGGAUACUACAUUAAGCCAGGAUUCAACGUCGUCUUUCCAGGAGCGGUUACCUCGAUCAAGUGUAGUCAACCAACCUAUAGACCUCAGUGUCAGAGAUCGUGAUCUGGAGUUAAUGCCAGAUGUAUCACAGCCUGAAAGCCCUCCUAUGCGGAGGACAGCAACACCAGUUAAUGCAAUGGAUAGCGUGAAUCGCAUCAAUAUAUCUGAUGAAGCAGGAUAUAUCGGUUUCACUGAUCCCAUUGGAAUCCCUUCGACACAUGCUGAUACCCGUAGAACAACUGUAUCAUCACGUGGAUCAAGUUCAUCACGCAAAUCAGUAGUACAGAACAUAGAUCAAACUGGCAAUUCAGUGUCAUCGAGUUCACGACUAAGCUUUACACCCUCUAGAUCCCGUGUCAUCGAUGAUACUAGUCGGCCAUCCACAGCUCGGGCUAUGGACUCUAGAGUUGCAGUCGCGAAAGCGAAAAUAUCAAGUAAUGUUAGGUCUAGCAGCAUACGUCAAACUAGUCAAGCUGCUUCUAGUGACCAAGGUAGUUCUAAAGAGUUACGGGCACUACCAGCGAAUAAUGAUACCGCCGAUUCAGCACCUGAGGCACGUAAGGCGUUGUUGCCGGCAAAGACUACGAAAAAACCGAAGGAGGUAUUGUCACCGGCUCAGAUUAUCCAUGCCUUUAAGAUGGGCUACAUGACAAAGCAACAGUCUGUUGAGGCACUUAUUAGAUAUCGUAUGAAUAGAAUGUUACACAAGAACUCAGAUCGUAUGUAUGUGGAUAAGGACGGUGACGUGAGGUUCGUUAAGGGUUACGAUUUUGGCAAAUCACGUGAUAACCGUGGCCGCGCCAUUCGUCGAAAUGGCCUUACGCGCAUAGAACGUGAGAUUAUGGCGUACCAGAAGAGUACCCAUUUAUUGAUACCGCGCGCAGUGUUUGCACGUGUAGUUCGUGAGAUAGCGCAACAUUGGUGGCGCGGUCCCGAACCUGUAAAAUUCACCGUUGAGGCCUUAUCGGCCCUGCAGGCAGCUACUGAGGACGAGAUAACACGGCUUUUGGAAAUAUCAACUGCUUGUUCAUAUCACGCCAAGAGGAUAACACUACGCAUAGACGAUAUGCGUUUGGCACGUUUUUGCCGCGGCCGUCAGGAAUAUGAAUUCGUCAACAUUAAGCCGUAAUAUUGAAAUUAUAUCGUAGUUUAUAUGUGCCAGAGCUAUA
This is a messenger RNA of Babesia bovis T2Bo, 1763 nucleotides long. Its product is annotated as core histone H2A/H2B/H3/H4 family protein. The coding region runs from base 158 to 1723 and encodes 521 amino acids. Gene Ontology annotation, molecular function: DNA binding; structural constituent of chromatin; protein heterodimerization activity. Gene Ontology annotation, cellular component: nucleosome. NCBI's taxonomy places the organism in Eukaryota, Apicomplexa, Aconoidasida, Piroplasmida, Babesiidae. The record is from RefSeq and is a predicted model, not a curated record. The transcript is spliced from 2 exons.